Messenger RNA from Trichoplax adhaerens, 462 nucleotides. RefSeq lists its product as uncharacterized. Gene Ontology annotation, cellular component: nucleus; cytosol. Gene Ontology annotation, molecular function: peptidyl-prolyl cis-trans isomerase activity; protein binding. The record is from RefSeq and is a predicted model, not a curated record. The transcript has 4 exons. Lineage: Eukaryota; Metazoa; Placozoa; Uniplacotomia; Trichoplacea; Trichoplacidae. The coding region runs from base 1 to 462 and encodes 153 amino acids.
AUGUCGGAUCAAAACUCACUGCCAGAAGGCUGGAUAACCCGAGAAUCACGCAGCACCGGCAAAAUAUAUUACUAUAAUACUUUAACCAAUCAAAGUCAAUGGGAACCACCAACGGAUGCAUCGGAAGACAAGGUUCGUGCCUCACAUCUGCUAGUAAAACAUAACGAAUCUCGCAGGCCUUCAUCAUGGCGUCAAAAUGAAAUUACUCGCUCCAAAGAUGAUGCAUUAAAAUUGAUACAGGAGUACCGAAAGAAAAUCGUAGGCGGUGAGAUUACCUUAGGUCAAUUGGCGCUCGAAAUGAGUGAUUGUAGCAGUGCAAGGAAAGAAGGCGAUUUAGGAUUCUUUGGUCGAGGUCAGAUGCAAAAGCCAUUCGAGGAUGCAACGUACGCUUUGCAGAUUGGAGAAUUGAGUGAACCAGUUUUUACUGACUCCGGUAUCCAUAUCAUUCUAAGAACGGGAUAA